Molecule: messenger RNA, 1359 nt
Organism: Rubroshorea leprosula
Lineage: Eukaryota; Viridiplantae; Streptophyta; Magnoliopsida; Malvales; Dipterocarpaceae
Source: the annotation of a GenBank genome assembly
CAGAGUCAGUCUUGAAGACAGAAACUGCAGUGUAUGUAUCUUUUGGCCAUGUUCUUAUUCUUGUAACUUCUAUAGAUUUGUGGAUAUAUCAUGUGCAUGUAUCCUCAUCAUGUCCGUAGGCAUGUUAGAAGAUGGUUCUGUUCCGUUCUUCUGUGCAGGGAUUUAUCCUACAGUUUCACAUGGCAAAGUCCUGUACAACCUGUUGGGUUUUUUGGCAAGGGUAGAGAGAGGACUUGGAUGAGAAGGAGAGACACCCGGAGUUCCCUCUUUAAUUGAGUUGAAACUCAAUUUUCUUCCAUUGUUGUUCUGCUAUUUAUAGCAGAAACAAUACAACAUAAAAUAGUGUCUUUCCCACCUAAUAUUUACCUAAUCCUAGAAGAUCUAUCAAACAUUUAAAGCAAGAUUACAUUCAAAAGAUUUGCUGUCAUUUUAUAGCAACCCAUAUGCAGCACUCUUGUCCAUGUUGCUGAUGUUUGCUAUCAAGUUGCAGCCCUCAUUUGCAUUUCCAUCUCAUCUCAUUUGUAUUUCAUUUGUCAUUUGCAUUUGCUGCCACAGUGUUGCAGCUUUGACACCACAACUCCAACAAACCUCCUCGUAGGAAUGCAAAUGUAAAUUUGUAUCAAAGUUCUUCGAAACAAAACCUGGGCGGUCGAGUUUUGGAGCUUUUAUUUUGCUUGUUUGAUGUAGGAAGCUUGCAUAACGCUUAGUUGAUAGCUCCAGAUAAUGCAUUGUGGGGUUACUUGACAUACAAGGCAGAUGUGUACACUUUUGGAAUUAGCAGGAGAACCAAAUGACAUUGGGGCCUGCGAAAAGUAUGCUUGCCUUUUGGAUUGGGCUUGCCAAUUACUAGAAAAUGGAAACCUAUUGGAGCUGGUGGAUGACAAGCUAGGAACAGAAUUUAACAAGGCAGAAGCAGAACGGAUGAUCAGAGUAGCCCUGUUAUGCACAAAUGCUUUGCCUGCGUUAAGACCAAUAAUGUCUGAAACUGUAGGCAUGGUGGAAUGAACAAGCAACAUCCUGAUCCAGACCUGGAUGCGAGUUGUUACAGUAUGAUCUGAGGUUUAAACUGAUAUGAGACCACCAUUUAUCCAUGUCCAGGAGCCAGAGUAUUGGAGGAAGUUCUGCACUGCAGUGUUCAGCGUCCCAACUCCGAAGGGUCCAGGAAUCACAAUCAGUCUUCCUCUGCCUCUGUUUAACAUCCCAUUGUCAUUAGUGACUUGUAACAAAUUAGGUCAAAUGAGGUCUCUUUUAUCACAUUUAUUUUUUGUUUACCCUUCGCAACAUUUGCAUUAGACUACUAUAUUUUACCACUUGUAUUGAAUUCAUUGAGACGGUAGAAAACAAAGAUUACCAUAGUCA